AUGGGGGGUCAGGUCUCGUCAGUAGAGGGCGUCCACGUCGUUAUCGUGGGCGGCGGAUUCGGAGGCAUCGCCGCGGCUCAGCAGCUGAAAUCUCACAGACUCGACUUCACUCUGAUCGACAUGAGAGACGCGUUUCAUCACAACGUGGCGGCGCUCAGAGCGUCAGUGCAGCCCGGAUUCGCUCAGAGGACCUUCAUCCCGUACGCUGAGACGUUUGGAGACAGUUUCGUUCAGGGUCGAGUGGAGCGAGUCGACACCGACAGACAGACGGUCGUCCUGGAGGGAGGGAGGGAGAUCCGGUUCUCCCACCUCAUCCUGAGCACCGGUACCGACGGGCCGUUCCCCGGGAAGUUUAACACCGUGGCGACGUAUCAGAGCGCCGUCCAGGCGUACGAGGACUUCAUUAAACAGGUCCAGGCAGCAGACUCGGUGUUGGUGGUUGGAGGAGGGUCGACGGGUGUAGAGAUGGCAGCCGAGAUCAAGACAGAGUAUCCGGACAAGAAGGUGGUUCUGAUCCACUCUAAGAUCGGGCUGGCUGACCCGGAGCUGCUGCCCAGCGUCAGGCAGCAGGCCAAAGAGGUUCUGCUGGAGAAAGGAGUGGAGCUGCUGCUGGGUCAGAAGGUGUCCCACCUGUCGGAGCUGCAGCUGAACGUGACCCAGAAGAACACGGUGGUCAACACGGAUAAAGGCCACAGUCUGACCACGGAUCUGAUCAUCUGCUGCACCGGACUCAAGGUCAACGCCGCAGCGUACGCCGCCAGCUUCUCCGGUUGCCUGGCCGAUAACGGCGCUCUGAAGGUCAACGAUCACCUGCAGGUCGAAGGUUUCUCCAACAUCUUCGCCGUGGGCGACUGCGCCAACGUCAAGGAGCCCAAGAUGGCUUACCACGCCGCACUGCACGCGGCCGUUGCCGUUAGCAACAUCGCCAAUAGUGUGAGCGGGAAGGAGCUGACCUCGUAUCACACAGGUAACGUCACCAUGUUGCUGGCGAUGGGCCGUGACGACGGCGUCGGCCAGUUCAACGGGCUGAAGUUGCCGCGUUGCCUCGUCACUCUGGGGAAGAGUCGAGAUCUGCUACUGUGGAAGAGCUGGAGGGAGAUGGAGCAGAAACAACCCUAACACACACACACACACACACACACACACACACACACACACACACACACACACACACACACACACACACACACACACACACACACCUCUUCUGAGAAUUAAUCAUUUUUUACUCGUUUUCAUAUUCAAGUUAUUUUCGUUACUCUGAGAAAACUCAACUUUAUUGUGACUUAAAGCUGCCAUAUGUUUCUAUAAUAAUCAGUGAGAGUCACAUUAUUGAUCAGUGUAUUGAUCAGUGAACGGGUUGUAGUGUAGCUUUGUCCCUCUGCUGCCUGUGUGUCUCUGUGUAAGGAUGAGGGUCAAAGGUUGUGACCUUUAUGCUCCCGAGUGCCAACAGUGGGCGACACUAGCUGUGGAACAUUGUCUGUGCUGUUAGCUGGAUAACGUUAGCUUGGUUGCUAAUGUGGCAAAAAUCAGCUGGUAGCCGUUUUAUAUUUAAAUAUUUAACUUUACAGCUGGAAACAACUUAUUGUAACAAACUUCAUUAAACAUAAGCUAACUUUAAUACACAUGGUAAACAUUACUACUAAUGUUCAUUUACCUCUAAUGGAAUAUGUUACUGUUCAGUUAUUAAUUAAAAUGAAGCACAAAUGUAUCAAACAGAUUCUUUAUUAUAACUUUUCAAACAAUUAAUAAAAAUAUUUUAAACAUGAA
Molecule: messenger RNA, 1770 nt
Organism: Dicentrarchus labrax (European seabass)
Lineage: Eukaryota; Metazoa; Chordata; Actinopteri; Moronidae
Gene: aifm2
Product: apoptosis inducing factor mitochondria associated 2
Biological process (GO): positive regulation of apoptotic process; apoptotic mitochondrial changes
Cellular component (GO): cytoplasm; mitochondrion
Molecular function (GO): electron-transferring-flavoprotein dehydrogenase activity; flavin adenine dinucleotide binding
Source: RefSeq, a predicted model, not a curated record